Penicillium taxi is the source of this 3615-nucleotide messenger RNA. Its product is annotated as putative vesicle-mediated transport protein (Imh1). Gene Ontology annotation, cellular component: Golgi apparatus. The transcript has 4 exons. Bases 1 to 3615 code for a protein of 1204 amino acids. The record is from RefSeq and is a predicted model, not a curated record. NCBI's taxonomy places the organism in Eukaryota, Fungi, Ascomycota, Eurotiomycetes, Eurotiales, Aspergillaceae.
AUGUUCCUCCCGUUCUCUCACAUCUUACUUUUCUUGACCAUCUACUACUUCAGUUUCGUUCUUUUUUGCUUUGAUUUGGUGGUUCUGGUCCAGAGACCUGCCGCGGCGAUGUUUCAGCGCCUCCGCGACGCCAUCGACUCUCGCAUCACAGAGGAACAAACCCGUCAGAAGUCUACUCAGGAAACCGUCUCUCGCUCCAAUUCCGCUCGCCGUCCCCCCGGCCGCAACCCCUCCCCGAGACGGACCCGUCCCCGCAGAAAUACAAACACCCCUGUCCGCGGCCCUGACCCAAAGGAAUUCGAGGCGGAAUUUGCCAUUGGGGAGGAUGAGGAGUCUAGUCGUUCUGCCACCCCACAAGUCGGGACACCGGAUGCUUCCUCAGAAGUGACCACGUCAGUGGAAACUGAUGGUGCGGAGCAGCCAGAUGGGCAAACAAAGCCCGAUACGACCGACAAGGGAACCACAUCGCCGUUAGAAAUAGAGGGUAGUAAAGCGGUCACACCGGAUUUGCCUGUGGAGGUGAAGGCAAAACUCCGUAGGCUGGAUAAGCUCGAAUCUCGAUAUCAUGAACUUCUUAAAGCCUAUCGUGUGGCACACUCACGUGUCCUUUCCAUCGAGCCUUUCGAAGCGGCACUCCGCGAAAAUACCCCUCUUGCCUCGAUCGGUGAACCGAAGGCACUGACCGAGUAUCUCAACCAGAUGUCGUUGAAGACUGACAUGGUUCUGGAUGAACUCAAGCGUGUAACAACGGACCGAGAUGAUUACAAGAAGAAAUUGGACGAGGCGCAAAAGUCCACUAAGGAGGCAUUGGAUGAAGUUGCUGGUCUGAAAUUAGAAGCAGCCUCCAAAGAGGAAAAGAAGUCGUCAGAGGCGAAAGAUGAGACUAGUGAGGAUUUCUUCUCAUUUGACAAUGAAGUUCCGCGACUGGAAGGCGAACUGAAAGAACGUCAAGAAGAAGUGGAGACCCUCAAGACCGAAGUAAAGGAGCUUAAAAUUGAUCUUUCCGUUGCUCGAGAGUCAACGGAAGGAAUGGUUCAGAAUCUGGAGUCAUCUUCGCGAGAUCUGGCAGAGCUGCGCGAUGCAAAGGACAAGUUGGAUGCUGAGGUCAAAGAGCUGAAGACCUCUAAGCAGACAGAUGUUGAUGCCCUCAAGACGAAACUCGAUACUGCAGAAUCAUCUCUGGAGAAGACAUCUGCGGAGGUGAAGCAACUGAAGACCGAUCUGAAAGAAAAAGUGAAUGAGAUCGAGAAACUACAGACCCAAGCAUCCAAGACUGAAAACGCGGAGGCGACGAAGUCAGACUCAGAGCUGGUUUCACAAUUGGAGCAAGCUAAAAAGGAGAAAGACUCCAGCGAAAAGCGACUAGGAAUUCUGCAGGGCUUGGUUGAUAGCCUUCGGAUUCAGCUUAAGGAAAGCGAGUCGACCUUGUCUGAACUGAAGACCGAGGCUAACAAGAACACUGCAAGCUCCACCGGACUGCAGAACAUCAUAGAUUUCGUUGAUGAGAGCCUUAAGGACAAUGCUGCUUGGAAGUCAGCCAAGGAGGAUGUCUCUGCCGGCCGGAAAGCUGAUUUCGAGGAGAUUCGCAGGAGCCUUGCUCCGGCUGAGAAGGAGGAGGCUGCCGAGCCUCUUGUCGCUUCAGAGAAGACAUCCCAGCCUGCCGUCGCAUCUGCAGGUGGAGCAGGAGGCAAGAAGAAAAACAAAAAGAAGAAGAAGGGAGGAAAGCCUGAAGAAUUACCCAAAUCAGCCGAGCCAAAAUCAUCAACAGAGCCUGCCAAGGAGGAGCCAGCACCGACUUCUGUGGAAGUUGAAGAACUCAAGCAAAAAAUCGAGGGUCUGAAUCAGACAUUGGCAGAAAAGGAGAGUGCCAUCGACCGUCUCAGCGCCAAACUAAAAGGAGAGGAGGAUUUGAAGGAAGAAAUCGAAUCUUUGCGUGAUGACAUUGUCAAUCUGGGACAGGAACAUGUCGAGGCAAAGGACAAGAUCAAGGAGCUUACAGCUGAGAAAUCUGCUUUGCAGGAGACAGUUGACAGGCUAGAGAAGGAGCUUGCUGAAAUUCGCACCAUUAGUGCCUCUAGCAGCGCAGACUCGGAGAAGUUGCACAACAGUCUCAAGGAAGAGUUUGAGCGUCUAAAGACCCGAUCAGCGACGUUGGAAACAGACCUGUCAGCUACACAACAACUAGCCACCACUCGGUUCAAGGAUCUGACCGACUUGCGGGAAACCCUCCAAAAAGUCCAACCAGAACUACGUACUCUUCGCGCGGAAUCAUCGGAGCUCAAGACUUUGAAAGAAACGCUUAACAGCAAGAACAGCGAGCUGAGGAGUCUUGAAUCUAAGCACGACGAUCUGCGUGCGGAGCUAAAGACAGCCAAGACCAAGUUCUCAGAACGUGAUACAGAAGUUAACAUCUUGAACAAAAAGAUCCGCCAGGAAACUGACAACCGUCUCAAGGCCGAGGAAAACCUGACAGUUGCCCAAUCAGAACAGCGAACGACCGAGGCACGGAGAAAGGAAGCUAUCAGUGCCAGAGAGAGGACUGCUGCUGACCUAAGCAAGGCACAAGAUAAUCUGAAGGCUUCUCGUGUGAAGGUCCGCGAGAUGGAGGAGCGCAUGUCCCAGCUGAACAAAGAUCUAGAAGGUCUUCGGGAGGAGAUUCAACUGAAGACAGCGCAGUCUUCCAGUGCGCAAAAUUUGAUGACCAACAUGCGUGAUCAGACCGCAGAAGUGGCAAUGCAGAUGAAGGAGGCCCGCGAGAAAUGUGAGAGCCUAGAAGAGGAAUUGGCUGAUGCUCAUCGUCUAUUGAGUGAGCGGACGCGUGAGGGAGAAACGAUGCGUCGCCUUCUCAACGACAUUGAGAGUCGGUCCGAGGCCAAGAUUCGAGACUUCAAGGAGCGCAUGGAGGCAGCUGUCGAAGAGCGAGACCGUGCCGAAGAUGAGACAAGCACGCAAGGCCGCCGCCGCGCAAGGGAAAUGGAAGAGCUUAAGGCCAAGUUGCGCGAGGCAGAACGAGCGCUCCGCACCGCAGAGGAGGAUAAAGAAGAGCUACAACAUACGCAGAAGGAUUGGCGCCGUCGCCGCGAGGAACUGGAGCUUCUCUCUGAACGAUCUACCCAAGAAGUUGCCGAGGUUCGGCAGGCAAUGGCCAGCCUUCGAGAGGCGCUGGACGCAAGCGAGAAGCAAGUUCGCGACCUUGGGAAAGAGAAAGCAGAGCUACGUCGCUCUGUCGAAGAGACUAAUAAUCGACUCGAAAAGCUUCGUCGAUCCCACAAGACUCUUGGCGAAGACGUUCGUCUUCGUGGACUGGAGUCUGGUCGCCAGUCAUCGAGGUCAUCGCUUGACUCUGGCUCUCGCAAGGGUGUUAUCUCUCCUUCCCGCCAAGGGCGCAGUGUAUCUACUCGUCGGAGCGAGACUCCCCCUGACGCUGCAGCUGCAGGUGCAGGAUCUGUAAGUAGUCCUUCCAUUGACUACAUGUACCUAAAGAACGUCUUGCUCCAAUUCCUGGAGCAGAAGGACAAGGGGUACCAGAAGCAGCUGAUCCCCGUCUUGGGGAUGUUGCUCCAUUUCGACCGAACCGAUGAACAGAGAUGGAUGUCGGCUAUCAUGUCUAGAUGA